Molecule: messenger RNA, 3814 nt
Organism: Hyla sarda
Lineage: Eukaryota; Metazoa; Chordata; Amphibia; Anura; Hylidae
Gene: SRSF11
Product: serine and arginine rich splicing factor 11
Exons: 12
Coding region: 938-2239 (433 amino acids)
Biological process (GO): RNA splicing
Cellular component (GO): nucleoplasm
Molecular function (GO): RNA binding
Source: RefSeq, a predicted model, not a curated record
CUUCAGAGGGAUUGGGCGCCGGACUGCAGGUACGUAUUAAAGUCAGGGACCCCGUAUUGGGUUUAGUGUGGGUGAAUGUGUAACAAUUCUCCUUAUAAUGGGUAGCCUUAGGUCUUUGAGACACAUAGUUAUCUUCCAUAAAUGUCCUUUUGGGCCUGCAUUUAAUCUACUUUUAUCAUAUGCAGUAUAGAGGUCUAGGAAUGCUGAAUAACUGGUGACCUUAAGUAACCUAGAUGUCUGGUAGAUGAGGAGUCAUCCAGUAGGGUCAGAUUUUUUGUGAUGCAUAUUUUACCCAAAAUACAGGGAAUAAAAACACUCAGCCUUGUCAUAUUUUAUCCUGAUUUUUAAUGAAAGUUUGAGAGAAGCCAGAUGAAAAUAUUUCCCUGUAUUGAUGAGACUUAAGGUGUAAAGAGAACCUGGAAAUAGGGCUGAGUGAGAUUAGUUCAGCAGUUCUCCUCCGCACACCUUGUUCUGUCCUGUGAGUCAGAUUGAUUUGCUUAUCUUUAUUUAGGGCACUAGAGGUUACAUUUCAACAUCUUUUGUAAUUGAGGUUAUGGUGUAACUCGCUGGUCUCCCAACCUUUUGCUCCCUCUUUGGUUGCAAAGCUACAACUCCAAGAAUGCCCAAGAAACCUCUGUCCCUUAUGACAUGCUGGGAGUUGUAGUGUUACAGCAGGUUGGAGAGCAAGCACUGAAGGCCAACAAUGCAGUUCUACUAUAUAUGCUGUCAUUUGGUGUGUUUAUUGGAGGGGGUAUGGGAAUUAGUAGAGUUCUAGCCUUUAUAAUACAGUAGAAUUUGGGUAGUUUUUUUUAGGUGUACUGGUUAAUGUUUGUUUCUUUUGUCUGUUUCUUUUUUGUUCCUUUUCAUUUCAACAUAUCCACGCAGUAUUUCAUGGUUCUAACAAAGCGGCAGCGUAAAAAAUAAUAAACCAUGACGCAUGAAAAAUACCUGUUCUUUUCCCUGGUUCAGCCUGAACUAUUUACCAGGCCCUGCUGAAAAUACCACUCAACCGUUUUCUUCUCCAGCUUGUCCAGUUUCUCUUAAGUGCCCUGUACAUGUUGUAUGUUUUAUGCUGACAUGCACUUUGUUAAGCCAAGACAAAAUUACUGGAAUAAUUCCUGAUGAGGCUAAAGCCCUAACACUUGUGGCCCCAGCUAAUGCAGUCACAGGUCUGCUUCCUGGCGGAGGACUUCUGCCUACUCCGAAUCCACUGGGUCAGAUUGGUGCUGUACCACUCGCUGCUCUGGGAGCGCCUACACUGGAUCCUACACUUGCAGCCCUAACGCUUCCUGGAGCUAACCUAAACUCCCAGUCCCUUGCAGCAGACCAGUUAUUAAAACUAAUGAGUACUGUUGAUCCAAAACUGAAUCAUGUAACUGCUGGACUGGUGUCACCAAGCCUGAAAUCUGAUGCUUCUAACAAAGAUAUUGAAGAAGCUAUGAAGAGGGUUCGGGAAGCCCAGUCCUUGAUUUCUGCUGCCAUUGAGCCCGGUAAGUUUUCCGAUAAGAAGGAUGACAAAUCAAAAAAACAUUCAAGGUCACGCUCCCAUUCUAGGAGAAGGAGAACGCCCUCAUCCUCUAGGCACAGACGCUCAAGAAGUAGGUCAAGAAGGAGAUCUCAUUCGAAAUCCAGAAGCAGACGACGAUCUAAGAGCCCCAGGAGGAGGCGAUCCCACUCAAGAGAAAGAAGCCGCCGUUCUCGAUCCAAAUCCAGAGAUAAAAAGCGAGAAGAAAAAGAUAAAAAGCGAUCUAAAACCCCACCCAAGAGCUACAGCACAAGCAGGCGAUCUCGAAGCACAAGCAGGGACAGGAGGCGCAGAAAGAGUCGUAGUGCAACUCGAUCUCCUCCUAAAAAAAUAAGAUCACCUAAGAGGAAAGCAUCUCGCACCCCAUCACCUAGAAGGCAUAAAAAGGAAAAGAAGAAGGAUAAAGACAGAGAAAAGAACAGGGAUGAAAGGGAGAGAUCUUCCAGUAAAAAGAAGAAAAGCAAAGACAAAGAGAAGGAGCGUGAGCGAAGAUCGGAAAGCGAAAAAGACGUGAAACAGGUGACACGUGACUACGAUGAAGAGGAGCAGGGCUACGACAGCGAGAAGGACAAGAGAGAAGAGUAUAUGGUGACGGAAGCCAGUCCUGCGCAAGAGAGCGAGGCGGCAGAAGAGAGGACGGUUAUUGACUCGGUAAAAGACUCCAAAGUGAAUGGAGACGAUCAUCAUGAGGAAGAUAUGGAUAUGAGUGAUUGAGUGCUUCCCUUUCCCCAGUGCUCCUCCUUACGUGAUAUUUUUAAAUUUUUUUUUUUUUUUGUUUGUUUAACCUAAUUUUGGUCGUCAGCAGCACAGAGUGAAUGUAAAACUACAGAAGUCAUUAGAUUUGUACCGAAGGGUUUUGUCUGAAACAUUGAAGUGGAUUAACCUGUCUUGUGUGGUUUUUAAAGAGAAACUGUAAAAAAAAAAAAAAAAAAACACACACAAAACCCUCCUUUCGUUCUUUAACUUGACGCAACUUAUCAAAUACGUUGCAUGCGUCCUCUACACCUUCGCAUGUGUUGUAUCAUUUUUCUUUCUAUUUAGAUGCUCAAUUUCCUCCUCCCCCCCCCUUAUGUGCUAGAACCCAGUCCUUUGCUGCAGUUACCACAAAUAGUUUUCAUAGUAUCCGGAACACUGCUGUCCGCAACGAAUGGCCUCCUUUUUUUUUUUUUUAAACAUUUCCAAAUGUUUCCUCCUCAACCUAGGUAGACCGUUAGACGUCGUACUGCGCCGUUCUGUGGGAUUUCUUUAGUAAAACGUAAUCUAUAUUUUUGUUUUGAAGACUUAGAGGCUUUUUUAGCAUUUAAAGUUAUUUUAACUUCGUAUGGCAGUGUUUCCAUAGCAGUGUGCCUCCGGCUGUCCAGGCAUGCUGGGAGUUGUAGUUUUGCAACAGCUGGAGGCACACUAUUUAGGAAAACACUGGCCUAAGGCUGGCUUUCAGGGCAUGCUGGGAGUUCUAGUUUUGCAGCAGCUGGAGGCAGCCUUGUUGGAAAACACUGCCAUAUGCUAGACACGUCAUUGGGGAUUGCUGUAGGGCCCAAUAGCAUGGACAAAUCUGUGUGUGAACUGCACACUAAGGCAGUGUUUCCCAACCAGUGUGCCUCCAGCUGUUGCAAAACUACAACUCCCAGCAUGCCCGGACAGCCGAAGGCUGUCCGGGCAUGCUGGGAGUUGUAGUUUUGCAACAGCUGGAGGCACACUGGUUGGGAAACCCUGCACUAAAGAUCCUGUUGAUCGUUUUUAUUUUUCUGACCAUGAAAUGAUUUGCCGAUAGGUGUUUGCGGUCUUCGGUCUGUUGCUCUCUAGCAGUCACAUGCUCAUAAGUCCAAGCAUUUAGGGCCUGCUGGGAGUUGUAGUUUCUGUAGAGCCACAGUCUUGGAUUCUCUCCUUUUUUUUUUUUAUGUAGGACAAUAAUGGAGUUUUCCACUUGAACGUUCACCAGAAAUCAUUUUCUUGCUUUUUUGUAAAUUAAAUCGAGAGACGUUGUGCGUUAAUUGGAUGUUUGUUGCGCUUUUCAGAAUUUUUUUUUCUUCUUCCCUUCUCCCCCCUCAGACUUUCAACAUGCCUUUUUGUGUUCACCCCCCUGGUGCCGUAGUGAGUCCAUUCUAUUAUACGCUGAGUAGUUGGUGCAUUUUAUUUCAGAUUUUUUUUUUUUUUUCCCAACCUUUCACGGCUUCACUUUUGUUCAUUAUCAAACAAACAAAUGUAGGUUCCAAUCUGUGCCAUCUCGAUGUACAGUUACUGAAAUUUUGUUUUACGAAAACCUUUGAUAAUAAAAUGUAUAAAUGGAAA